UGCUGCCCAGAGGCGUCCCUUGCUCAGCUCUUAUGGGGUGGGGUCAGCAUGGAGGGUGUGCCGGGAGCUGAGGUGCAGCUGACUCUGGUGGCUCUUUACACAGGUUCUUUCAAUCCAUCCUAAGGACCUGCGGGAGAAGCCCCUCUUUCCAGACAGCAGCAUUGCCAGCUCCAGGAGGUCGCUCUGGUUUCUCAAGACAGUUUGUGCUUCUGGGCCCUCGCACCUGAUCCCCCAUCCGGCUUAUGUGGUGUCAAAAACGGGACACUGAGGUAGGAAGCCAGAGGCCGGAUGCUUUCUGCCAGGGGCAUGAAUGAGCCAGAAAGGCCUGGGGUCUGGGCUCAUCCCCUGCUGGGAUAAGGACACCCCAGGGAGCAGCCAUGGCUGCAGGGCAGGUGACAGAGGGGGCCCUGGACCUGCAGUUUCAGAUCCAGGUGGAGCAGUCGGUGUGCCCCGCUGGGCUGACGGAGCAGAAGGCCUCAGCUGGGCCCGAGCCAGAUGCGGGAUUGGAGCGAGCGGGUGGGCUGCCUAUUGUGGUGCAGUCCGGCACCAUUGGGGAGCUGCUGAGAUGGGUGGCACCGCAGCAGGCCCGGUAUGCGUCGCAGAAGGAGAUGCUGCAGCACUGGGAGGACGUCUGGCAGGAGGUGCUGCAGGCCCUGCGCGUCCUUCCGGAGGUGGGGCCGGCUCCGGCCUGCGCCCUCAGGCACGGAGAGCCAGAACUGCCGCCCCCUCCCAGAGUUGUGCCAGCACCGACUUGUGCACAUGGGUGUGAAAACCCCACCUCCCAGGGGGGCAGAGAGUCAUCCAGGGGUCUGGAGCAGGCUGGGAUCGAGCUGAAGGAGGAGACGGCACUGUGCCGAGAGGAGCAGCUGUCAGCCUCGCAGACCCCUGCCGAGGUUAAUCCAACUCCAGCACCUACAUGGGGAUCCCUGCAGCUGCCCCAGCUGGCGCCAGAGGACGAUAUCGAGGCCUAUCUGGCCACCUUUGAGCAAGUGGCUGAUGCCUGCCAGUGGCCGAGAGGGGAGUGGACAACCCGACUGGAGCCGUACCUCACCGGGAAAGCCCAGCUGGCCUAUGGUAGCCUAGACAUCACAGAGACAAGUGACUAUGGGAAGGUGAAGGCGACCAUCCUGCGUCGCUAUGGCAUCAGCCCAGAGACACAGCGCAGGCACUUCAGGGAAUUCUGCUACCAGGAGGCUGAGGGGCCCCAGGAGGUUUACAGCCGCCUCCGGGAGCUCUGCCAUCACUGGCUGGAGCCGCAGAGCCACACCAAGGAGCAGAUCCUGGAGCUGCUGAUCCUGGAGCAGUUCCUGACCAUCCUGCCGGAGGAAAUGCAGAGCUGGAUCUGGGAAUGUGGCCCUGAGACCGGUGCCCAGGCAGUGGCCCUGGCAGAGGGGUUCCAGGUGGGGCAGCCAGAGAUCAAGUGGCCGGGGCUACAGGUGCCAGUGCAGUUCAAGGAUGUGGCUGUGACUCUGGCUGAGGCAGAGUGGUUGCUGUUGGAUGAGGAGCAGAGGCAGCUGUAUGGGACUGUCAUGCAGGAGACUUACCGGAGCAUUAGCUCACUGGGUUGUCCGGUUCGCAAGCCCGCUCUGAUCUCUCAGUUGGAGCGAGGGGAGGAGCCAUGCAUCCCAGAUCCCCCAGCCCCUGAGGAGCAGGAGACCCAGAGGGACGUCCCAACAGACACCAGGAGGGGGCUGGACGCUGAGGACCUGGCUGUGCUGCACCACGGGGAGGCGGAGGCACCUGUCAAAGCAGCUCCAACACCCAAGGCCUCACCAAGAUGGCCCAAGAGGAAAGCGCCCCAGAGCCCUGGCCGGAAGAGAAAGAAACCCUCUCUGGACGGAGAAGAGCCAGAAGCCCCCUCUGAGGGUGGGAAAGAGCAGCUCCCCACCUGUCCCAUGUCCAUGCAACAGCCACUUCCUUCUGUGCGCAUGCAAAAGCCUUUCCGUCCUGUACGCAGGAAACAGCCGCCCCCACCCCUGCGCUGGGAACAGCCUGUCCCUCCCGUGCACAGGGAACAGCAGCCCUCCACUCCCGGCAGGGAACAGCCUGUCCCUCCCCUGAGCAGGGAACAGCCUGUCCCUCCCCUGAGCAGGGAACAGCCUGUCCCUCCACUCCUGGCAGGGAACAUCCAUCCCCUCCUAUGCACAAGGAACAGCCACUGUCUCCUCUGUGCAUUGAACAGCUGCUUCCUGCCCUGCACAGGACACAGCCACACCCCACUCUCAGGCAGGCACAGCAGCCCCCUCUGUCAUCGCCCGUUAAUUCCUGCUGCAGGAACCUGUUCAUGGGAGGCUCCCCCACUAGUAAGAGCCUGCCCCAGGCUGAGAGGUGCAACCAGUGCCCUGAGUGUGGCCGGGGCUUCAGGCAGAGCUCAGACCUGCAACGGCACCGGCGCAUCCACACAGGAGAGAAGCCUUUCCACUGCCCAGUGUGUGAGAAGAGCUUCCGGCUGCAGUCCAACCUGAUCGUGCACCACCGCACGCACACCGGGGAGCGGCCCUACCAGUGCGGGGAGUGCGGCCGGGCCUUCUCGCAGAGCUCCAGCCUCCGGACCCACAGCAAGAUCCACCUGGGCCAGAAACCCUAUGUUUGCUCUGUGU
Messenger RNA from Chelonia mydas (Green sea turtle), 2600 nucleotides. RefSeq lists its product as uncharacterized. Bases 378 to 2465 code for a protein of 695 amino acids. The transcript is spliced from 5 exons. Gene Ontology annotation, biological process: regulation of DNA-templated transcription. Lineage: Eukaryota; Metazoa; Chordata; Testudines; Cheloniidae. The record is from RefSeq and is a predicted model, not a curated record.